CUGAUCGGAAUGCUGAUAUACUUUUGGACUCUGUUGAUGAUUUGAUUUGAACAUUGACUUAUGAGGGGCGGCGUGAUACUUUCUGAGGACUAUUCUGGGUCACCAUAUCCUCGUACGACAAUGAGGGAAAAUCGAACGAUCCCAAUGGAGGUUCAAAUGUGUUGUAUAUAAAAGCAGUUCAUCUAUCACUAUAGUUAUACAGAUCUGUAUACCAGGAAAUCUCACACAAUGGCCAGAGUUAUCAUUUUAGUCGUCGUCCUGUGUUGUGCUACAGCUGAAGUUAUCAAUUUCAAAGACUGUGGAUCUGUUACCGGAACAAUAGACCAAGUUGAAAUCACUCCAUGUCCUGCAGAACCAUGUCAAGUAAAGAAGGGAGACAACGCGACAAUGAAAGUAGAAUUCACAGCAAAGGUGGACUCGACGAAAUAUACAUCUGUGCUUCACGGAAUCAUCGGAGGGGUACCCGUACCAUUUCCGCUUCAGAAUGGACUCGUAUCCGGUCCAAUAUCUACAAACACUAAAAUAACCUACUCAAAUUUUCUGAUGGUUUUGCCUUCUUAUCCAAAGAUUUCGCUCGUCGCCAAACUUGAAAUCCGAGACGACAAUGACAAAGACCUCGUGUGUUUUGCUUGGCCUAUCCAAAUUGUGGAUUGAUGGUCUUCGUGCAUUAUAGUGGUUUUGUGAUUAGUACAAAAAACCUGCCAUAAUUGUGUACUGUAAAUUUGACCAUCAAUGGAACUAUAUUGUGGACGCUGGACCGUGAGGGACUGAAUAUUCCGGUUUACGUUUAAAAGUGCAUUUCACAUUGUGUAUUCAGAAAUUCCUUUUAAUCUUUUAUGUUCACAUAUCUCUUGAUAAAUAAAAGUUGAUGGACCAAUUGAAGAAGGUUCAAAAGUUCAA
Molecule: messenger RNA, 900 nt
Organism: Ostrea edulis (European flat oyster)
Lineage: Eukaryota; Metazoa; Mollusca; Bivalvia; Ostreida; Ostreidae
Product: NPC intracellular cholesterol transporter 2-like
Exons: 4
Coding region: 229-654 (141 amino acids)
Biological process (GO): intracellular cholesterol transport
Molecular function (GO): sterol binding
Source: RefSeq, a predicted model, not a curated record